UCCACAUUUGUGUAUUAUCCUUUAAAUACAUACAAAUUAGACUUAUUUUCCAAAUUAAGCAUUUAAAAUUUUCGAAAUUAAAGCGUAUAUUUUACAAUGGUGGUUGUACAAAGAGUUACUAUUGAAGACAUAUUGGCUAAAUUCAGUUUGUUAAGUCCUUAUUACCUGAAAUUGUUCUCCGUGAUCAUUUUUGCUGCGGCGACGAAUGCGUAUUAUAGUGUCAAUUAUGUGUUUGCUGCUUCAAAUACUAAUUACAGAUGUAAAUACCCACAAUGUGAAGAUGCAGGACUUCCUAGCACAUUGGAGCCUACGCUACAAGAAUACAGGUGUUACCAAUUACCAUUGACAUCCAACAAUGGCACCUGUUCUUUGAGAAACGUUGACAUAUCCAGUAAAGAAGAUUUAGAAGACUGUGAUGAAUUUGUUUAUGAAGAUGCUAAUUCUUUUGUGGGAGAAAACAACUUGGCCUGCGCAGACUGGAAGCGCACGUUCCCAGGAAUGGUACACAGUUUCGGAUACAUGAUUGGACUGCUCAUGAUGGGACCUCUCGCUGACAAGAUCGGCAGAAAGAAACUGAUAAUUUUGACGGGCACAAUAGCAGCGUUGAUGGGCCUUGGCAAGAGUAUAGCACAAGCUUAUUGGGUGUACUUAAUUUUAGAGCUGGUCGAGGCUUUGUUUGGAGACACUUAUUCAUGCACUUUUAUGUUAGGUGUAGAAAUGGUAACAAAGGCGAAUCGAGUUUCAUUCAUCACGCUAAUGACAGCAAGCACGUCGAUAGCAGGGAUAUUGAUGGCUCUCAUAGCCUGGGCAGUUCCUUACUGGAGAUAUUUCCUCAGAGUAAUUUAUGCACCGUCCUUGCUAUUUUUAUUAUUCGCUUUUCUGCUAGAUGAGAGUCUCAGAUGGUUAUUAAUCAAAGGGCGGAAGGCAGAAGCUAAGGAUGUGAUAGUCAAAGCAGCUAACGCAUCGAAUAUUGAUCUGAGUGAAUUUGAUUUAGAUAGUAUCGAGUGUGAGAAGGAGGUUGAAGCGACGAAUUGGAUAGAUCUUCUUAAAAUGACGUUUGGUUCGAAGAAGUUGGUGUUUCGGUUUGCAGCGUGUGUCUGCAUGUGGGUCACUGGCCUGUUCAACAAGUACACUUUACUAAUAAACUCAGUAGAACUAGAAGGGAAUAAGUACAUCAACUACGCUCUGACGUCGUUCUCUGAACUUCCAGCCAGUUUUGCUAUAGUAUUCCUGCUGAACAGAUACAAGAGAAGAAUACCUUUGAUGUUUACUUUUCUGUUGACUGGUGUUUUUUGUAUUGCGCAGUCUUUUGUGCCGAAAGGUAACAUAAUACUAUCAAUAUCUCUAUUCCUGGUGGGACGGUUUAUGGCGACUAUAUCUCUUGCUAUCGUCUACCUAUACACGUCAGAAUUAUUCCCCACACACACGAGGAACACGAUGCAUGCGUUGUGCUCAUCAUUAGGAAGAACUGCUACCCUCGUGUCUUCACAAACUCCUUUAAUGAUGCGACAUUUAUACGGUCUCCCUUCGAUCCUGGUCGGAGGCCUCUCCCUGAUGACUGGAAUCAUCGUCAUCACACUACCUGACACAGCUGAUGAUGUUCUACCUGAUACUGUCCGUCAAGCAGAAGCCGCUGGUGCAGCAGAAUAAAUGAAUGAUGAUCUUUUAAGCUAUUUCAAUGACGUCGUAAUAAUAAAUGUAAGCCAAAACUGUAAACCGAAGAUGCAAACAACGCAACAGGUUACCGGGACUCCAUCUCAAAGCAGGAGUAGGAACAGGGUGGUUUUUAGUCAAUAAGAGUCUGACACUUCCUCUCGUGUCGCCCAAGGCGGGAGAAGACAUUAGAUGAUUUUCGCCUUUCAAAAAACAAAAGCUAAACUGUAAUAUACGAGUACCUUAUGUGUGUUUAACCUAAUUUUAAUUUAAUAACUUCAAACAAAACAAUUUGAAUAUUUUGGUGUAAUUUAUGCAACAAAAAAAUGAGACCAAAAAGCAACAGCAUGAAAAUGUGAUAUUUGUAAAAUUCAAAUGCUUUAAAUGUCACUAAAAUAAAUAAUAGAAAAUGUUAACACACACACUCAACCCAAAAGGCUGCUAAAUCUAUGAAUUUGAAAGUCUACGCCUACAUAAUAAAAACUGGUAUAGUUAUUCCAAGCUUAUU
Molecule: messenger RNA, 2161 nt
Organism: Spodoptera frugiperda (fall armyworm)
Lineage: Eukaryota; Metazoa; Arthropoda; Insecta; Lepidoptera; Noctuidae
Product: organic cation transporter protein-like
Exons: 8
Coding region: 97-1650 (517 amino acids)
Biological process (GO): transmembrane transport
Cellular component (GO): membrane
Molecular function (GO): transmembrane transporter activity
Source: RefSeq, a predicted model, not a curated record